Molecule: messenger RNA, 240 nt
Organism: Candidula unifasciata
Lineage: Eukaryota; Metazoa; Mollusca; Gastropoda; Stylommatophora; Geomitridae
Source: the annotation of a GenBank genome assembly
AUUCCUUCAGCUCGUCAGUUGAAGUUUUAUCGCCGUGAGCAGAGAAGGCCCGACAAGGAUUACAGGAAGCUGAACAAGAACGACAAAAAUGUUACCGCAUUGGUUCCCAACGGCUGUGUGAACUUUAUUGAAGAAAACGACGAAAUUCUGGUGACUGGUUUUGGUUGUAAAUGUCGUGCUGUCGCUAACGUAUCCCUACUGGCCUUGUUUAGUGGAAAGAAGGAGCGUCCUAGAUCUUAA